GCCGUUGGGUUCAUUUUUCAGUCAAUCAGCAAACGGGGCAGCUAUUCGAGAGCUAAGAAGCAGACUCACUACUGAUAUUACACCAUGUGCCAGAUUGUCAGUGGCAACCGAGGGGGUGACGUCGACGAUUUGCCCAUCACGUCACUGCCGACUCGUCGUUUGCCCCGUCGGCCUAACUUCGUCAUUGGCAGUUCCAAGGAUAUCAUGCUCUGUCCGGUGAUGAGCAAAAUCUCUUUCCCGCCCGGCAGCCGACCGGCCGCAUCAGGAGCCGACUCGUUUCAACCAGCUCCUCCGCCGCCGCCGUCCGUCCAGUUUUCGACGACCAGCAGCGAAGAUGAGGAGCAUUCUUGCGUCAUCUGCUCCCAAUUCAUCAAGGAGGAGGCCGGUGCCGGCAAACAAGAGCCGCAAAACGCCGAAGUCACGCUGGAAAACGUGUUCAAGGUUCUCCGGCGCUCGACUCAACCGGCCCAUUUGCUCGUCAUGUCGGCCGUCAUAGCCUUGGCUAUGCUAUUUUACCCUCGUAGUAAAUCGAGCUUGGUUGUAAUCCAACCGACGGCCGACUCUACACUGUGGCCGCUUCUCUAUCUCUCCUCAUUCAGCAUCUUGUUCGGCGCUCAAAUGUGGAUGACAUUCGUUUCAGGCCUGGUUCUGCUCUUCAUUCUGCCGCGUCACACGUUCGCCUGCGUCCAGAGCGCUCUCUUCCCAAAGUACAUGAUUCUCAACGGAGUGACUGCCCUGGCCGUCCUCAUUAGCUUCGUCCAGACCAAGAAAUUCUGGUCGUCACAAGAAAAUUACCAGGUUGUGGGCUUGAUUUUCAACUGCUUGUGCCCGCUGAUUGCCCGCAUCAUCGUCGUGCCGAGUUUGCUCGAGCGCAUUCGAGCCAAAGUGAUUCUGGAGCGGGCCGCCGGACACGGGCCGGAAGCCGGGCCGAGGCUGACGUCGACGACGGACGCUCUACUCAAACAGUGCCCCACUUACAGCCGAACGUGCCAACGCUUUCGCCAGCUCCACGCCAUCGUGGCCAUCGUCAACAUCGUCACGCUCGCCUGUAACGCCUUCCACUUGUACUAUCUCGCCUCUAAAAUCUCUUUCCAUCACUAACAACUCGAUAACCAAAUU
Messenger RNA from Daphnia pulicaria, 1119 nucleotides. RefSeq lists its product as uncharacterized. Lineage: Eukaryota; Metazoa; Arthropoda; Branchiopoda; Diplostraca; Daphniidae. The transcript has 4 exons. The coding region runs from base 85 to 1101 and encodes 338 amino acids. The record is from RefSeq and is a predicted model, not a curated record.